GCAGUGAAUGCAUACAAACAUAGCUGGGCUGAUCGUCGUCUCCCAGUCAUUCUCCGCGCUAAUGCAGCGGCUAUAGAACAAGUGGAUAGCCGGGGAGUUGUCGUCCAGUCCUAUCCUUAUAGACGAAUACAAAAGAUACUGAAGGUAUCCGAUUGUCCCGGAGGCUUUAUAAUCGACGUUGGUGAUCAUCAUCGGAGACAUCUUUUCGCUUCAACGAAGUGCGACGAGUUCCUGAAAGACGUGCGGCGGAUAGCAGCUGAUCAUAUUGGUGUGAUUGUUCCUAUCACUAAGGAAGCCGCUACUCUUGAUGAGUUCGCGCGCACAAGACUGGGCCUGUGCAGUCGAGAUGACCAUAUAACGUCCUAUGCAGAAUUCAAGGUGCAGAAGCACGCUAAACGGCAUGAUCAGCCGGUUCGUCGCCUGCUUUGUCUUACAGAAAGCUGCAUUGUUGAACGCGAUCCUGCUUCUUAUGCUGUUGUGUGUGCCACACCAUUGGAACAAAUUGUAUGCCUGGUUCGCUUGGAAAAAGAUCCACAACAAUUUGUUAUCGAAUACACAACUGGCGAGGGACGUGUGUACUCGGCCGCAGAAAGAGAUCUUAUAAUUGCUUCACUGAUUGAUGGGGCUCGUGCGGCUGGAAACGAACAGGUUUUCGUCACAAGCUAUCGCUUCGAUCAGGCUUUGCGGUUACUGCCUCACGGCCAGAUCCUUGACGAAGACGGUGAAUCGCAAUGCAUGAGGCAUGUUAUUGCACCACCACGUGAGUCAUUUUCUACUUGA
Cooperia oncophora is the source of this 780-nucleotide messenger RNA. The record is from the annotation of a GenBank genome assembly. Lineage: Eukaryota; Metazoa; Nematoda; Chromadorea; Rhabditida; Trichostrongylidae.